Molecule: messenger RNA, 1559 nt
Organism: Felis catus (domestic cat)
Lineage: Eukaryota; Metazoa; Chordata; Mammalia; Carnivora; Felidae
Exons: 9
Coding region: 1-828 (275 amino acids)
Source: RefSeq, a predicted model, not a curated record
AUGGCAGCGGCCGUCGCACGCAAUCCUUCUUGCUCUGGGGCUGGCGCCAGCCGCCGGGAUGAUUCAAAGGGCGAGUCUUUACCCAAGCGCCUCCAGAGUUCCCGGGCUGCCUUAGGCUCUCGGGAGGGCAGGCCCGCGGCGAGCCGGUACCCGUUGCGGGGGAUCCCGGCCGGCAUCUGGGGGUCGUCCCGGGAACGCGGGCCGGGAUCACGAGCACGUUCCAAGCUGCGCGCGGCGGGGUCGCACAGGCAGGCGCGGAGCGCUUCCGGGAGAAGAGUUCCCGCUGCACUCGCGACCUCUGACCCUAGCUUACGGGCCUGCAGGCGCUCGCGGGUCUGGCCGGCCGUGCUCCGCCCCAGGCCCCUCCGCGCAGGAGCUGCCAGCCGCGGUUCCCAUGGCGACGGGGGAUGCUUCCCCGCGCGAGGCCCCGCCCCCAGCAGGCCAGGCUGCUCGGGGCCGCUGCGGCGCCGGCAGGUGCCGCGGGCUGCGGGCAGGCGGCGGCGGCUGCAGGGUGUCCCUAAGGAGGAAAGGCGGCGACCCCUUCCUGUCUUGAGUCACCAGGCUGUUGCUGAGGUGGCUGUAGGAGCACGGGAGAAAGGUGUCCCUAAGGUGAAAAAGUGGCAGCCCCUUCCUGUCAUGAGUCACCAGGCUGUUGCUGAGGUCGCUGCGGGAGCAACGGAAUAUGGAACCCAUGAAAGGGAAGACCUUUUCAUGGUAGAUGUGACGAUGUGGGACGAUACGGAGGACCAGUCUGUGGCCAAGUUUCGUUGGCCUCUGGAACAACGGAGAAUGGUACAUAUUCUGGAAUCAAUCAUUUGCUGUCUUUAGUCUGGAGAGUCCUUCUGACUUUGGGUUUCCAAUGAAAUGAAGAUCACAGACGUAGUGAAAAAGUGGAUUGUCCAUGGAUGAUUGCCAUGAUGACAACUAAAUGGUCAAGAAUAUCUUCCAAGGCAGGUGACUCUGAAGACGGCUGACAGUGUCCAGCAGCAAAGCAUGGGAUCUCAGGUUUUCUCUGAAUGGGCCAACCUCUCAAAAGUGAGAUCAUAACCAAAAUGGGGGACUGAGAAUGAAAGAUACAAAUGGACAGUGGCCUGGCCAUAUAUAAAAAUAGGACUCUGACAUGAGGUCUGCAGCAACCAGCCCAGGAAAUCAACCUAUUGUCUACAGUUUAGUCAUAUUACCUAGAAGUCAGACAUGUAGAUGUCAGACCGCUCUCUCGAUCAAACAGCCUGUAAGCUAAAUAAUAACCUCUGUAAUGAUUGGCCCCAGAUGGCCAGGACUUGAUUGUAACUGGGAGUACCCCUGAAUUUGUCCCUAUUGCAACUUAAGACCAGCAGAUAAAACCACAGAUGCACCCCUAACAAUGAUAUGGGAUGCCCUUCUAGAACACUUACCACAGCUUCCUUAUGCCAGUAGUCUCCUGCGUCACUGAAACCUUGUCUUCUGUCUCUACUAGGUUUCCCUACUCUUCUGUCCAUCUCUGAGUCUGCCCAAAUGCAAGGGAUAGUGGCUGACUCCCUUGCUCUAGCAAACUUUGAAGAAAUCAUCGUUAUGUAUUA